AUGGCGGCAUUUGUGAAGCCCUCACCCUCUUACGGGUGUGAAUAUUAUCCAAACACACUGCUAGAUACCCUAUAUACACUCAGGAAUUCACAACAGUUCUGUGAUGCAGAAAUAUCAACUGGUGGAUCAGUUGUGAAGGCUCACCGUGUAAUACUCUCAGCGGGAAGCCCCUAUUUUCAGGCCAUGUUUACGAGUCGUUUAGCUGAGGAAACACAGUCUUCAAUAGAAAUGAAGUCUAUAAAACCCAAUAUAUUAACUCAGAUAAUCAGAUUCAUGUAUACUGGAAACAUUGAGGUAACAGCGGAAAACGCCCAAGAGUUAGUUGUUGCUGCAGACAUGCUGCAAAUGAACUAUGUUUUAAGUGUUUUCACAAACUUCCUCAAGAAUGAACUUUAUGUAUCCAAUGCUUUAGGAAUUUACAGGUUUGCUAAGGCCUAUUCCCAUGGCUCUGGUUCAUCAUUAGAAUAUCUGAAGGUUGUUACGAUGGGCUUCAUCUUUCCCCAAUUUAUUAAACUGGUAAUGGAGAAAGAGUUUCUUGAGACUCCAAAAGAAAUUAUAUUAGAUCUUCUGGAGGAAAUGAAAAGGAAAUCCCCCUUUCUACCAUUAACAUUGGAGGAGCUCCAGCAUAUAAGUAAAACUAGGCGUGUCCCCCGUAUAGGAUAUACUAGUAGUUACUUGUUUGUUACUCCUACCUUGACUUUAUACUGCAACCAACAAUGGAAAAUUAUGGAUCAGCAAUUGAAGCAGGAACACUAUGGUAGUCAACCCUUUGGUGAAGAAGAUAAGAAGAAGCUACAGCUACUUGAUGCUGUGUUGAAAGAAGAAGAGGAAAAAAAGAAGAGGCUACUUGACGAGAAAGAAGAAGAAGAAAAAAAGAAGAGGCUACUUGAUGCUGAGUUGGCCAAGUUGAAAGCUGAGUUUGCUGAGUUGGCUGAGUUGAAAGCUAAGUUGAAAGGUGAGAAGAAGCUACUUGAUGCUGUGUUGAAAGAAGAAGAAAAAAAGAAGAGGCUACGUGAUUAUCAGUUGGCCAAGUUGAAAGCUGAGUUUGCUGAGUUGACUGAGUUGAAAGCUAAGUUGAAAGGUGAGAAGAGGCUACUUGAUACUGAGUUGGCUGAGUUGGCUGAGAUGAAAGCUAAGUUGAAAGGUGAGUUUGCUGAGUUGACUAAGUUGAAAGCUAAGUUGCUGGUUUUAGAUGCUGAAUUUAAAGAAAAAGAAGAGAAGCUACCUGAUACUGAGUUAGAAGAAGAGAAGAGAAGAAGCUACGUAAUUGAGUUUAAAGAGCUACCUGAUGAUGAGUUGAAAGAGAAAGAAGAGAAGAAGUUACUUGAUGCUGAGUUGAAAGAGAAAGAAGAGAAGGAGAAGACUAUUUAUAACUACUUUCCCUUUCCUUCUGACAAUUCUUCUGACAAUUUAGACUUCGAAAUAUCCAAGUAUUUGUUGAGUUUCCUCUUGAGAGUUUUGAAAAAUUAUGAGUGGGUUAUCAUUGUUGAUGCAAGAUCCCACAAAAACUCUUUGGGAAAUAUAGAUGAUACUGAAGAUGAGUAA
Messenger RNA from Homarus americanus (American lobster), 1545 nucleotides. Its product is annotated as kelch-like protein 40b. Gene Ontology annotation, molecular function: protein binding. NCBI's taxonomy places the organism in Eukaryota, Metazoa, Arthropoda, Malacostraca, Decapoda, Nephropidae. The transcript is spliced from 7 exons. The record is from RefSeq and is a predicted model, not a curated record. Bases 1 to 1545 code for a protein of 514 amino acids.